AUGAGCAGUUACUUACCAAAGAACACGCGUAGCAUGCUCAAGAGCGAGGGAGUGACCCUCUAUUGCGAGUGCCGUUCGUCCGAUCCAGCUUUGACGAAGUGGCACUUUGAACUCGCCGAUCCAAAAGUGACGCCAGGUGGGACCGCAGGCGACAGUAGUGGCGCACCUCCACCUGCAGAGACAGGCGAGACGCAGAGCCCUGUGUGUCGAGUCUAUGCCGUCAUGAAUCGUGGAAAUCAAGGUGGUAGCAAUAAUGCUGGCACGCUCUUGGUGCUAGCGAAGCAGAAGCUUCCCGCAGAUCCUACUGGUCAUUCCUCUAGCCGCGCGUUGUUUUGCAAAAUCAUGGAAGUCGAGAAAGUAGCGAGCGGGCUCGGCGUUGCGGCUGACGUGCAGAAGAGGAACCGAGCCGAGUGCGCGGCUGCGAAGCAUUUCGUGACAGCGUGGAAUAAUCACAUCGUCGAGCGCGGAUACGGAUCCUACGUUGUUGGUACCCCGUUCCAAAUCGAGGAGCUGCAUAGCAGUAUCGACGAAUCAAGGCGUCGGGCGCUUUGCUCGGACGCUAUGGACCCUGUAGGCGACGCGAGACUCGGCGAGGCGCUAGCCAAAGCCGGUAAUGCGCUUAAAAACGCACCAGAAGAGAAACGGUCGCAGGCGCAACUAAAUGUGUUGUGGUGGACUUGGAAGAGUGUCAUCGAACUGAGGGAGGUCGGCAUCUUCCAUCGAGAUCUGAAAGCUGACAACUUUCUAUCUCUCACUCCUCAGCGUGAGAGUGCAGACCAGGAGGUGGUGCAAAUGUGGAUAGCCACCGACUUGGGUAGUGCGUGCAGGGUGAAGGGGAACACAGAACCAAGCGCUGUGUACGCGUGCGGCCCGCAGAAUGCCGGAACUGGAACGCCCUACUACAUGUCACCGUUUCACUUUUAUAAUGAGAUCGAGCCGUUGCAUGCUUUUCUAGGCGACUCGUUCAGCUGGACGGUCAUGGUCAUCGAAGGCGUGCUGACGCAGUGCAGUGCUGGCCAGACGCUUGACGCCCGAGUUCCUUUUGGGCUGUCGGCCAUUGAGCAGCUGUUGGGGUUCGAGUUCAAGAAAGGCCGGCCAGAUUAUGUUGGUUGCUUCAAUUUCAGGAGGCGCUUUCGUUCCGCAGGCUCGUCAUGUCUGCAAAUCGCGUGUCUUCAUGUUCGUCGGGGUGUUUUCAGAAAUGACGCGCAAGAAGCGAAAAAGCCUCAAGCUGCAUCACUUCUAACUUGCGAAGCGGCGGAAGCAAUUGAUUGCUUUACUGGAGCAGGGGGCCACGUGCUCGAAAGAUUCUACCUUAUUUAUGAGGUUGCAACUAUUGCACUGAAUAUGAAUUCAAAUUCUUUUUGUCAUACUCCGUUGAGGGUUUAGGUCAGUCUUCGUGAUCCUAAACGUGCAGUCGUGUGACUUCUGCUUAUGAUCGUCAACAAGCACGCAUAAUUUACUACCUAAACGCCCUCAUACCGUCUCGAAUGCGUGGCGCGCUCGCGUUUGAAAAGGGACUGGGAGCCGCGAUGAAAAUUUUGCGGGAUUUAUGGGGUGUGAGUGUCUGCGUGUCAUAGCUCUUCUGUGUCACUUAGCUCCUCAAUAGUCGUAGCGGAAGUAGAUGUCAUUAGAUUUCCUGUGGGCAGUCCAAACUUGUUAAUCUCCACAUUUCAUUUACAUCGAUGAUAACGAUGGUACUCAAGGUGCAGUCCAAGUGGACACGGGGAGUGCACACGGCCACAUGUGAUUCGGCCCUUCACGCCCUCCCGAAUACGAUGCUGGAGUCUCCGCCAUCAAUCAGCGGACUCGGCGACACUGCGUUGCCUGCGCUCGUCCGGAUGACGAUGGCACUUUCGGUCUACGAAAGUUCGCCACCAGCUCCGGGAUCUUGUGUGUAGAUAUUUGUAUGGAAGGUCGAGCAGCGGUCGGUUUCUUUUACAUGUGAAGACAAGUCAUUUCGUUGUUUUUUUUUGAUGAAGCAGGUAGGAUAUAGAUAUUAUCGCAUUGCGGCACUGGUGUGGAAGAUUAAUGAAUUGCAGCCGAAAUAUUGGUCUGAUUUUCACCGCCAAAAAGUCUACCUACAAGGAUACACCUGACUAUCCGAAUGAUUAUUCCGAAUAGAUUGGAUAUGAGGAGAUUAUAAGGUAGCACUGAUACUCCUAGCAAGUCCACUUUUCGGGAGAUCGUGUUCGUGAGUGCCCACGCUUUUUAUUUUUGUAGUGUGAUUUAUUGAAGAUUGAUACGAUUUCCAAGUAGAAUAAUGACCACAAACGCCGAUCCCGAUUCACUUCCCGCUAUGAUUGAUCUCGCUAUGAAGUCAAUGUAGUUUGCGAACGAAAACUCUGUGGUUGGAGCAUCAGUCGAAGUGUUGAUACACUGCACACGCAAGGCCAGAAGAAA
Messenger RNA from Amoebophrya sp. A25, 2400 nucleotides. The record is from the annotation of a GenBank genome assembly. NCBI's taxonomy places the organism in Eukaryota, Dinophyceae, Syndiniales, Amoebophryaceae.